This is a messenger RNA of Aegilops tauschii subsp. strangulata, 2527 nucleotides long. Its product is annotated as CBL-interacting serine/threonine-protein kinase 21. NCBI's taxonomy places the organism in Eukaryota, Viridiplantae, Streptophyta, Magnoliopsida, Poales, Poaceae. Gene Ontology annotation, biological process: signal transduction; protein phosphorylation. Gene Ontology annotation, molecular function: protein serine/threonine kinase activity; ATP binding. The record is from RefSeq and is a predicted model, not a curated record.
UGUCAAAGUUAUCAUGGUGUUUAUACGUUAGUUAUCAGGUUUGUGGUGGUAAAUUAUCAUGCUAUUUCUAUUGGAAUUACCGGUGCUGCAAUGCACUGGUGUAGAACAUGCAAAAACAAAAGGAACAAAAAUGGUGAAACUUAUGUGCAUAGUUUUUAAAACCACACUAGUGAGGCCAUCGGUUCAGGAUUUCACUUGACUUGUCGCUGUUUAUUUUUUCAAUUGUGUUUUAAGAAAGGUAUAAGGAGUAUGUAACUUGUGUAUAAAUAACAAAGUCACUUAGCCUAAUUGGUUAUUAAGGAGCUGUUCGACAGUCCUCCAGCUCCCUGAAAUAUGAGAAUCUGCGGAGCUCCUUUUUUCCUGCUCCGUCAUUUUUAGCUAUAACUCCACCAACUUUUGAAGCGGACUUAGGGAGCGCGAGAGUCUCCGAACAAGCCCUAAGAAGGAAAUAAUAAGUUUGCCCGUUAUUAUUUCACGCGGGGAUUCAAGAGCGCAAGUUGCAUGCAUACUAUACUCAAUACUUGCAUCUUUGCCCUCAAAAACAAAUACUUGCAUCUUCCAUUCCAUGACCAGAGGCCAGCCGACCGUGCACGCCGUCGACGAGAGGGAGACACACAGGGCCUCUCCUUUUUACCGGGCCGUGGUGCACGCCGUUGACAGGAGGGCAGACGGCCAGACGGCGACCGGCAGUUGCGCCCGGAAAUCACGUUGCCACGGCUACUUUCUCCCCAAACCCCCCAACCACCUUCCCCCUCUCAUCCCAUCUCCGUUUCACGGUGCAUCCAUCGUACUACCACCACGGACAAGCGCACAUUCCCGUCCAGCCACUGCUUGAUUAAGGGUUGCUGCUCGGUACGAGGAAGAUGGUGCUGGCGGAGAGCAUUGGCAAGUACAGGGUCGGCCGGACCAUCGGCGAGGGCGCCUUCGCCAAGGUCCGGCUCGCCGUCGACGCCGAGACGGGCGGCUGCGUCGCGGUCAAGGUCAUCGACAGGAGCACGGUGCUCAGGAACAACCUCAUGUACCAGGUGAAGAGAGAGAUCGGCGCGAUGAGGCUUCUCAAUCACCCCAACAUAGUCAAGAUACACGAGGUGAUCGCGACAAAGACGAAGAUAUGUCUGGUGACGGAGUAUGUUCCGGGAGGGCAGCUCUCUGACAAGCUAAGUUACCUCAAGAGAUUGGACGAGAGGGAAGCAAAGAAGUACUUCUACCAGCUGAUUGAUGCUGUGGACUAUUGUCACCGGAGAGGCGUCUUUCACAGGGAUCUCAAGCCUGAAAACUUGUUGCUAGAUAAUCAGGGCAAUCUCAAGGUAUCUGAUUUUGGCCUCAGCGUGCUACGGAAGCCAGGGCAGUUGCUAUCCACAUCUUGCGGCUCUCCGUGCUACGUCGCUCCUGAGGUGAUUCAGCACAAGACUUACGAUGGGGCGGCCGCGGACAUCUGGUCAUGCGGCGUGAUCCUGUUUGAACUCCUUGCUGGUUAUCUGCCAUUCCAGGACUGCAGCUUGAUACACUUGUACAGAAGGAUAUCUCGAGCACAGUAUGCAUUACCGCAAUGGAUCACGCUGCCUCAGAAGAAGAUCAUCUUGAGGAUACUGGAUCCGUCUCCUAUAACGAGAGCGAAGAUAAAUGAUAUAUUCGAUGACGAGUGGUUCCAAGAGGGCUACAAUCCAUCAGUAAGGAGAACUGAGAGUGAUAAUGGUGAUGAUUGUGUUGAUCUUGAUGAGGCUGGCACAGAUAGUGAUGGCAGUCACAGCACAGAGGUAAGAGAAGCUGGGGGAGCGAAUCCAGAGCCUGAGCAGUUCAUCAACGCGUUCCGGUUGAUAGCGACGUGCAGAGAUCUCGACUUGUCAGGACUCUUCCAGGAGCAGAAAACAAAGCUCGGCUCGCCGCAUUCGGUGCAAGAAACACUGGAGAUAAUCACAGCUGCAGCCCAGGAUGUGAGCUUGUCAGCGAGGAGAAUGGGCAGCUCCAUGGUAAAGCUUCAGGACAUCAGAUUGCUCUCAAGAAGCAUGCUGGAUCUUACGCUCUCGGCCGAGGUGAUCCAGGUGACACCAGCACAUUGCGUUGUCGAAGUGUCCAAGUCCAGCGGUGAUCUGAGAGCAUACAAAGAGUUCUGCACAAGCCUGUCCAGAUUGCUGACCGGGCGGGUGCAGCAGAAUGGCAGCUCAUCAGAUUUGGAGACCAACCAACUCCCAACUCUUGAGUAAAGGAUGAUUAUUUCUGUCAAGAGAGCAAAACAGCCGAGGUAGCACAACCUGCUAACAGAGUUUCCAGCUACGCUGAGCAGUUGGUUCUCGAAGAUUGUAAUGCUGCCCUGGUUAAUCAAUAGAAUCUCCCUUUUCUGUCGCAAGAGAAAUAUGAGAUGUAAUUUCAACAACUGAAAUUCGAACCGGAGCAUCUAAUUUCACAAAAACUUUGUGGUAGAUAAUUACCAUUCCACUACAAAGGAUCAUUUUCUAUACUUUUGGUGACUCAUAGACAUUAUUGUAUCACUGCUUCCAUAACGGAAUGAAAUUUCUUUACAUGUAAA